AUGCUCGUUUUGCAGCUGCUACCACGCUUAACAAGCUGGUCAGCCAAUGAGCGACUUGCCUCCUUGAGGUCUCUUGCUGCCCUACUGCCUAUAAGCGGCUUUCAGUUGCUGCGCGAGCUGCCACACGUGCUUCUGCAGCUUUAUGGAACCUGCGUUGCAGCCGAAGGAAAACAUUCACUUGGCCAACAGGGGCGGCAGCAGCAGCAGGAACAGUGCUCUCCCCUGCUACUGCUUGUACAGCACGCCGUACUGAGGGAGCUCAGAAACCGAGACUCAGACGUGUCAAGCGGCAACCACACAACAGGAGAGUGGCACCGUGGAGGUCUGCAAGAGCUGGGAGCUUGCAGCUCUCUUUGUUGCUCGCUUGAAGCAGUCGAACUUGUUCUGCAGUGCACGGGGAAGGUGGCGCUGCUGGUUCCACCUUGCUGUUGGCUGCCUAUAAUUGCUACUCAUUUGGGCCUACAGCAAGAAGUACAAAUGUACAUAAGCAGAAAACAGGAUGCGCUGACUGCUGCAACAGUGGAUAUAGUGGCAGACCAACAAGCCAUCAGGCCGCUUGAUGAGAUACAAGCUGAAAAAGAGUUUCUAAGAAGAUUUGAUGGAGGUUAUAAGUACCUAGUGGAUACAGUUUUACAUUCAGAAAAGCGGCUACGCGGAAAACAGAAUCUGGAAGAGCCAGCUGCUUCUGGAACAUCGUCCGUAUGUUCUUUCGAAGCAAGGAAACAGGCUCUGCUAUUGCUAGCACGCCUUCUGCGGGGGUUGAAGCCACAUUAUAUGCAGCAGAAUCAGCCGCAACAGAAUCAUCAGGGCGAUGCGACAAGUGCUUUCUGCGGGGUCUACGGACUUUGCAAAGAAGAAGUUUGGCUGCUGGUGCGGGUCAUAGAGCACGUGCAAGGCACCAAGAGCGGCAAAGCUCCUAACAGAGCACCAGGAACAACAGCAGUGGAUGAUGACAGCGACAAAGUAAUGCCCUUCUUAGCUGCUCCUCUGCUGCAGCUGCUACGCGCAGCAGGAAGUCUGUGCCAGCUAGAGGCCAGAAAUCUGUUCGCAGCAGCUUUGCUGCAGCAGAUCGACCCUCGGAGUAACCAGGAACUAGCGAAAGCUGUGGUGGCACGAGUCUGCGAGUGUACUGGCAAAAGACCCCUGGCCCUGUAUCUUGAAUUCCUUGACGAGUUCGCGCGGAACGAGAUGGAAAGUGACAGUGCCGAAUGCAAAUGUGGUGAUUCUGCUACUGCUAUAGCGGAUUCUGGUAACGAUUUGCAAACUCCUUGGACCGCCAGUGAUCCACGGAGGCUGCUGUUGCUUCGCGCACUUCAUGGCGCUCAGGAAGCAGCAGAUGCUGAGCAGGCAUCAUUUAGCUCUAUCUGCUUCAAAGUAGAACGCCUAGUGAAGAUACUACGGAGACAAAGCAAUAUUCAGGAAGCAACAGCUGCAGUGCGAGGCGACGUCCUCUUAGCCUGCCUAGCGCUGUUUUCUCUCCCCUUCUUCAUACCGCAUGCACGGCCGUACGGGAGCUGGGUACUAGAGCAUGUCCUUGUUCCAAAUCUCCGCUGGCGGCCCGGGGAGGCCAAUGCGAAGCUGCGGAAGGUAGCUCUGCUAUGCGUUUCACGAAUAAUCCCUACUCUCUCAGCAGAAACUACAUCUGAUAUAUCCGAAGCUCACAAGAAUGGUGACAGAGCAAUAAAGAAAUUAGAAGACGGGUUUCUCAGUGAAGUUGAAGCUGCUGAUGGAGCUCAGAGGCGGAACGGACAAUCUAAUGAAAUCACACAGCAGAAUAAUGCGGCUUCACAAGAACUACUUCACGUUAGGCAAGUCAUGGCGGCAGUGUCUCUGCUUUCGCCCUUGUUGGUCUCUUGUAUGGAUGACGACUGGAAUGCUGACGUACGCUCGGUUGCAGUUGGUGUAGUCCGUCAGUUGUUCUUGGACCUCCACGGGGACGAGAAACAGCACGAGGCUCUACGACAACUCGCUUCAACUACUGCAAAUCCUCUGCAGCAGCGGCUUGAUGAUGCUCGUGACGACGUUCGCCUUGCUGCUGCCACUGCUCUAGAGGCAUUAUUAGAGCAGCGCCCCUUCCUCAUUCAUAAGUCUAGUGCCAUCGAAAUUUGCCGGCGCCUGUGUAUCUGCUUAGAUGACCGGAGUGCAGCUCUGGCAAGUGCAGCAGAAGCGGCCCUUUUGGCGGGUGCGGACGAGCUGGAACCUGUUCUUCUCGAGGAGCUACAAGCAGCAGAAUCCAGCUGUCUCUACCCCGAAAGAUAUAAAGCGCUUGGCCGGAAGUUGUUGAAGCUGCAGCAACUUCAGCACCAUCCAGCUGAUCGUCAGCCCUGA
Eimeria tenella is the source of this 2328-nucleotide messenger RNA. RefSeq lists its product as uncharacterized. The coding region runs from base 1 to 2328 and encodes 775 amino acids. The transcript has 7 exons. Lineage: Eukaryota; Apicomplexa; Conoidasida; Eucoccidiorida; Eimeriidae. The record is from RefSeq and is a predicted model, not a curated record.